This is a messenger RNA of Triticum aestivum (bread wheat), 1931 nucleotides long. RefSeq lists its product as uncharacterized. NCBI's taxonomy places the organism in Eukaryota, Viridiplantae, Streptophyta, Magnoliopsida, Poales, Poaceae. The coding region runs from base 275 to 1882 and encodes 535 amino acids. The record is from RefSeq and is a predicted model, not a curated record. The transcript has 5 exons. Gene Ontology annotation, molecular function: protein binding.
UCUACAGGCGAUUUGCCGGUUAGAACAAGAUUUGCCGCGAGCGAGCCCAGCUUUCACCACGGCUGAAUCUACUCUAGAAAAGACAGCUGAAUCGAUCACGAAUCGCUGCUCGACCUCGGCUGCAAAACCCUCGCCCGAGACUCCCGGGUUCCGACGGCGACGGCAUGGGCGACGGGGAUCCAGAAAGUGGAGCGCAUUCUUCCGGCGACGGCGGCGAGCUUCAGCAGAGGCAGAUGGCGGCCGCAAGCGCCGGCAAGUCGGUGGCUCCGGUGCGAUGACUUCGCUGGGCCUGGGUGGCCGCUCCGGCGAGGUGGCAACUCCAGCAGGCGGCAGCUCGAGCUCGGCGCUAGCAGGCAGAAGGAUAGAUGGACAGAUUGCCUCAUCAUCAUUAGAUAAAAGAAACAGCUCACCCUACCGACAGGACGAUUAUUCUCACUGUGACAACAAAGAAGGAUAUUCGGGACCCGACCUCCCAGAGGACAUCUGGCGUCAUAUAUAUUUCCUACUGCCAAUGCAAGAUGCUGCCCGUGCUGCCUGUGUGUCUCACUCCUUUCUCUGCUCCUGGAGAUGCUAUCCCAAUCUUACCUUCACUAAUGAAACAAUGUGCUCCAAAGAAAAGUUAUAUGAGAGAACAGUGGGACCGAAUGUUAUAAGAGACUACAACAAGAAUAUUGACCGUGUUGUAACAUACCACUCAGGCGCUGGGGUGAGGAAAUUCAGGCUUCAAUACUAUGUUAUUCCUGAUGAUGCAGAACCGUAUCAUCAUCUCACCAGUUGGCUCCAGAUUGCGGUUACACCAGGGAUUGAAGAACUUGAUCUUGUAGUAUGGACGAGAGAGGCAACAUUUAUUUCACAAAAAAGAAGGGAAAAUACAAUGUUUAACUUUCCAUGCACGCUUCUAUCUGACACGUGUCAAGGCUCGAUUCGGCAUCUUUACCUUGGCAAUUUGGGCUUGCAUCCCACAUUUCAACUUGGUUUGAGAACCCUGAAAACGCUGCAUCUGAGUGAGGUGCAUAUUACGGCGGAUGAGUUAGGGUGCCUUCUAUCCAAUUCCUUUGCUUUGGCAUACUUGAGACUUCAAUAUUGUUAUGACAUCCUUUGCCUAGAGAUACCUCGUUUGCUGCAGCGGCUCAGGUUCCUGGAGGUGAUUGAAUGUAGUCUUCAAGUGUUAGAGAUCAAUGCUCCAAAUAUUUCCAGAUUCCGCUUAAUGGGUCAUAAUGUGCAACUCUCGCUUGGAAAGUCGUGGAAAAUGAAGAACCUGAUGUUGAACAAUAGGUGCGCCAUCAGUUAUGCUCUUGACAACCUUCCUUCCUGUGCGCCGAAAGUUGAGACUCUUACCAUACGUUCUGGUUAUGAGAUAAUCAAUGCACCAGUUAUAUCUAGCAAAUUUCUCCGCCUCAAGAUCUUGAAUAUUCUUCUUUUCUCAUGGCAUAAUCACCGGCACUAUGAUUAUUUAUCCUUGGUUUCUUUUUUUGAAGCCUCUACUUCCUUGGAGAAAUUUGCCUUGUAUGUACGGGCUGCGCAGUCCAAGUAUGACCCGUUUGAGGGAGACCCCUCGUCUCUGAGGCGAAUGCCAGAGCACUACCAUGGCAAGCUCAAGAGUGUGGAGAUCACUGGCUUCUACCCCCAAAAGAGCAUGCUUGAGCUAACAUGCCAUAUUCUUGAGAAGACAACAUCACUUCGGCGCCUUACAUUGGACACUUGUCCCGUGAAUUAUCGGUGUUCUAGCAUAUUUCACAGUAAAUGCGCUCCAAUGGAAACUGCGGAUAUAAGGGAGGCUCAUAAAUCAGUCUUGGCUGUGAAAACAUAUAUUGAGGAGAAAGUUCCCUCUGCAGUCAAGUUCAACGUUCUGGAGCCUUGCAGCCGGUGCUAUGUUUUGUGACGUUCAGAUGUCAAAUCAUCAUGGUUGUUCAAUGUUAAGAUUAUGUAAA